Molecule: messenger RNA, 1331 nt
Organism: Astyanax mexicanus (Mexican tetra)
Lineage: Eukaryota; Metazoa; Chordata; Actinopteri; Characiformes; Acestrorhamphidae
Product: proteinase-activated receptor 2-like
Exons: 1
Biological process (GO): phospholipase C-activating G protein-coupled receptor signaling pathway; thrombin-activated receptor signaling pathway; blood coagulation
Cellular component (GO): membrane
Molecular function (GO): thrombin-activated receptor activity
Source: RefSeq, a predicted model, not a curated record
ACCAGUCUGCUCUUUCUCUCAACAGGCAAUUCUACAGAACAUAUAGUCCCUGGAUUUGCUGUAGAGCUGGAGAUUAAUAAGAGUGUGCAUGUUUUCAACAAAUCCUCGAGUGUUCUAAAGAGCAGUGUCACCACAGCCUUUCUCCCUGUGAUCUACAUCAUCAUCUUCAUUGUGGGGUUACCCACCAACGCCAUGGCCAUCUGGGUGUUCCUUAUUAGAAUAAAGAAGAAACAUCCAGCGUCCAUCUUACUGGCCAACCUCGCACUGGCUGACCUGCUCUUCAUCAUCUGGCUCCCGAUGAAGAUCCACUACCACUUCAACAACAACAACUGGACCUUUGGGGAACCACUGUGUAAAGUUCUAGUGGGCUUUUUCUAUGGGAACAUGUACUGCUCCACUAUCUUCAUAGCGUGCAUCAGCGUUCAGCGCUACUGGGCAUUUGUACACCCACUCUCUCACAAACUGACCAAUCGUGUAACAGUGUGUGUAUCUGUGUGUGUGUGGAUUGUCGUCUGGAUCAUGACCACCCCGCUCUACCUGUAUGACCAGACUGUUAAAGUCACCAACCUCAACAUCAUCACCUGCCAUGACAUCAUACGGCCCAGCCAAUUACGCUUUCCUGUUGGAUAUUUCUUGAGCGUGGGCAUUGUGGGAUAUGUAGUUCCCUGUUUGGUGUGUGUAGUAGCUUAUCUGCUGACGUUUCGCUCUCUCAGGGAGUCCGUUACAGAUUCAGGCAGCAGCAAGAAGAAAAAGAAGGCUAUUAUCUUCAUGGUCAUUGUGCUGGUGAUGUUUCUAGUGUGUUUCACUCCCAGUAACAUCAUGCUGAUAGUUCACUACUCUCUCCUAAAUUUGAAGAUUCGGAACAAUGCCUACAGCUUCUACAUUGUUGCACUGUGUUUGGGCAGUUUGAACAGCUGUCUGGACCCGUUUGUGUAUUAUUUUAUCUCGGAUGAGUUCAGAGAGCAUGUGAAGAACACGCUGAAGUGUCGUAGCGAACGUUCUGCUGAGAGGAUGAAGGUUUCCUUCACUCCAGUAAAAAUCUCUUCAGAAUCCCAAUCUAUCUAUGAUUUAAUGGCUAAGAAUCGUCAUAAAGUUACUCUGUACUGAAUUAAAUUUCCCACAUAGUGGGAAGUGCAGGCUGUCAGAAGAGAAACAAGGUAAUUUUUUUUUUAAUUAAGAAAUUAAAUACUUGAAUAAGUCAUGGCUGUCAGGAAUACACACAAUCAUGUUGCAUUAGGCUUACUUAUGUAAAUUAAUGGUGCCAGAAGCCAAUAGGAAAGAUGUACUUCUUGUGUGAUAUAUUUGUUCAAUAAAGCAGCACCUUUAGGCUA